This is a messenger RNA of Paramecium tetraurelia, 1146 nucleotides long. RefSeq lists its product as uncharacterized. Lineage: Eukaryota; Ciliophora; Oligohymenophorea; Peniculida; Parameciidae. The transcript is spliced from 7 exons. Gene Ontology annotation, molecular function: small GTPase binding; guanyl-nucleotide exchange factor activity. The record is from RefSeq and is a predicted model, not a curated record. Gene Ontology annotation, cellular component: endocytic vesicle; cytosol. Gene Ontology annotation, biological process: vesicle-mediated transport.
AUGGAUUAAUCAACUUUGAUUGACGAAUCAGAAUAGUCUUUUGAAUAAUCCAGAAGGGUGGAACCAACCAACAGAAUCAGCUACGCUCAAAUAAAAAAUUAUUAAGUAGCUAUUGUGCAUGCAUUAAAGUUAAGUUUCAUUCGAGAUGUGUAACAAAACAAAAUGCCAUUUGAUUCCUUACCUAACAUUGUAUAACAAAAAAUAAGCGACUUUGAAGAUGAAUUUCAGGACUUAUGGAAAGAGUCGGAUGAAUUUCUGAGGGAAAAUGGAGAGGCCAUUGAAAAACUUGUUAUGAAACCACUUUGUUCUAAAUUGAUCUCAAUCGAUCCAGUCAAAGAUAGAGAAAUUGAAUUUUCUAUGAAAGCAUAUUCAUUUGUUCAAGCUAAACAUCUUGAAAUCGAUGAAAACAUUGAAAAGCAUAAAAUGUUUAACCAAGUAGUUGAUUUAAUAUCUAAAAUUGAUAAAGUAGAAACUCCAAAAGAAAAACUCAAUUGUAUUGUCAAUGCAGGCAAACAAACAACUAUUGUCAAUCAAAUGGCCAAUAAUCAACCAACUGGGGCUGACAACUUGUUACCUGUAUUAAUAUAUGCCACUCUCAAGGCCCAACCAUAAAAAGCUUAUUCUAAUAUUUUGUUUGUGAGUUAUUAUAGAUCCCCCAAAAGAAUUACCGGAGAAGAUGAAUACUAUUUUACUACUUAUGAGUCAACUCUCUAAUUUAUUGAAAAAUUGGAUUAUCACAAAUUAAAUAUCAAUCAUCAAGAAUUUCAAGAUCUAAGUAAAGAACGUCUAGACACAAUCAAAAAUUCACAAAAUGAAUUAUCUCAAAAUGGUGUUUUCAAUAUGGAUGCCCAUUAAAAUUAUGUCAAUUUGUAAAUGAUUAAAAUGAAAAUACAAGAUCUUCAACGCAAAUCAAAGUUCUAUGAACAAUCAAAGAAAUAUAAAUUGAAAUUCAACCAGAAAUAGUUAAAUAACAUUACCUUGAAUGAAAUCCCAGAAUUUUAUGAAGAAUAUUAGAAUCUAUACAAAAAUCUAAUGGAAAUGUAAAAGGAUAUCCACAACCUUUAUGAUUUGACUAAUGAAAUAAUCAAGGAGAGUUAAAGUGAAACCAAAAAGUAGGCAACUCGAAAAUUCUUUGGGAUUCUUUGA